Molecule: messenger RNA, 1446 nt
Organism: Leptomonas pyrrhocoris
Lineage: Eukaryota; Euglenozoa; Kinetoplastea; Trypanosomatida; Trypanosomatidae
Exons: 1
Coding region: 160-1446 (428 amino acids)
Source: RefSeq, a predicted model, not a curated record
GCCCGCAGAAGUCACGCCCAUCACAGAGAACGACCAGCUCUACAUCACCGUCGUGCGUCCUCGACGCUUUUCUACUACGCAGAACCAACUUCUUUUGGUGUUCUCAUUCGUGCUUCAGACCUUUUGCUUCCUUAACAGACAAAAUUGCUUCUUCUCACCAUGUUCGUUUGCGGCGUCGAGUUCUCGCCGUUCUCCCGCAGUCGGUACUGCGUCAUCGACUGCUUCAUCACCUUCGUGGUGGCCGCCGUGUGCCUGCCAGUUUUCGUCAUGGUCGCCGCCUCCCGCGUCUACACAGGCGUUCUCCUCGGCCUCGCUGCUGUCUUCUUCUGCAAGCUGUGGCGCUUCCUUCCCUCGCACAGACGGUGGGUGGAGCACCAAGCACGUAAGAGGGCGGAGUGCCUGGUGGCGGAGUGGCGCACGAUGCGGCCGUCAGCGCAGGGGUCGUACACGCCCACCGCUGUGACAGGGAUGGUGGAGAUGUCCGCUGUGAACCCAACGCCCAUGAGCAGCACCGCCCUCAACACAAACCCAGCUGCGAUGAGUGGCAGCGGCUUGCCUCCGUACUACUAUUACGGACGCUCCCCGAACUGCAGUCCUUAUCCGGGAACACCGUGUGGGCCUUUGAUGCUACCGCUGCCGCCACCGCCUGCGCCUCCUGCAACUGCCCCCGUCGUUUCUCUCCCGCCAGUGCAACCUGAGCACGGACAAGAUCAAAACGGGGUGUGGGGACGACAGCAGCAGUUUCUGGUGGAGCUGCAGCAGCCGCAGCCACUGCCCCGAUCGCCGUGGUGCCCUUACUUGCCUGCCAUCACAGAUGUCCAGGCGGUGGAGCCGCAGCGACUGAGUUAUCCACCAAGCCCACGCCGCUCCCCGUCGCCGUAUCUGCCGCUGCCCUUUCCUCCUCCUCCCCCCGCCGGUGCCGCACGAAGCUGCAGCGACGAGACCGAGAGGAGGUGCACGGCUGUGGAGGACAGCGUGCGGUGCUCGCACCCGUCACGCAGCGCGUCGGCCGCCACCCCACUUCCCUCACCCUCGAAGGACUCCCGCCGCAGCACCCCUGCAGCACAGGCCCGCCGCCCCACAGACGACUCGGUGGUGCGGCGCUGGAGGUCGCCACAGGAGGCGCCGUUCGCCUUCUCUGAGCACUCCCUUCCUGCCGUCUCCCGGCCCGUUGCGGGAGCCCGUGGCGGAUCGCGGCUUCUGUGGCGCACCUCGUUGCCGCCUGCGCAUCGCUCCGCCCUGCACCGCCACCCCCGCCUCAGCGACCGCCAGAGCCCCCGUCGCCGUCCUCCGUCCCUCGGCAGUCGAAGCGCCAGUGGAGACGUGAGUCCGCGCAGCAGCGGCUCGGUGGGUUCGUCUUCGGUGGGUUCUCCCUUGGACGACGCCCCGUACGCGGUGGCGUGGCGUCCCUCGUCGCCCUCUGUCUUCUUGCGAAAGUACGGUUGA